AUGAUGCUGGUUUUCGCUCUACUGGUCAUGUUGGCGACUCUCUACGUCCACCGACACCAGCGCCCCAACUUUCCCCCGGGGCCUCAGGAACUGCCUUUCAUUGGCAACCUCCACCAAAUUCCAGCCACAAAUUCCUGGAGGACGUUCAAAACCUGGCACGGAAUUUACGGUCCUAUAAUCAGCGUCAAGCUGGGUACCAGGCGGAUGGUCGUCCUGGGGUCCCAUGAGGUGGCCAGGGAUCUGCUAGUAAAGCGUGCUGCUAUCUACAGCUCGCGUCCCAAAGUAUUGACCGAUCGUGCGAGUAAUGGAUUACACAUGGGAUUCAUGCCAUCUGGUCCAAGAUGGGCCGCGCAUCACCGGAUUCACGCCUCGCUAGUGAACAAGCGUGCCAGCCAGGGUUAUCAGCCCAUUCAGGAUCUCGAAAGUACACAGCUGGUUUACGAGCUACUAUCUACUGAGGACUUCCCAAGUCGCUUCCACCGUUUUGCCUCGAGUGUCAUCAAUUCGCUGGCUUACGGUAAACGCUUGGAACGAGGCGAUGAACACGAGGUAAAAGAAAUCAAGCAGGUGACGGAGAAAAUCGCCGGUGAAGCCGUUAAUGUCAUCGCUGAGGCAUUUCCUAUUCUAGAUUGUUUACCUAAAUGCCUGGCCCCGUGGAAGAGGGCGGCUGAAGCACUUCAUCAACGGCAAGUCGAUCUUUUCAAGUAUCUUAUGGAGUUUGCCUUCCAAUCACCCUCGUGGAAUUGGACUAAACAGGUUGAGGAACUAAGCAAGGGCUACGAAAUGGACUGGAUGGAGCGUGGAUACAUCAUCGGCUCCCUGUAUCAAGCUGGGAAUGACACAACUGCGAUUGCGCUUGAGGUGUUUGUCUUAGCUUGUGUUCUGCACCCAGAUGCUGUUCAUCAGGCCCACCGAGAGCUUGACCAGGUGGUAGGACGAUCGCGCCUGCCUAGCUUUGAUGAUAUGUACUUUCUCCCCUAUGUCAAUGCAUUCCUGAAUGAGGUUCUUCGAUGGCGAUCGGUGGCACCUGGCGGCCUUCAUCAUGCCACAGUGAAGGACGACCAGUACCGCGAUUUCCACAUCCCCAAAGGCACCAUCGUGGUUGCCAAUCACUGGUCUCUGGAUAUGGAUGGAGAACUUUUCGACCGCCCCGAAGACUUCAACCCCGACCGGUGGAUUCAAAACCCUAAUCUUCCUCUUUCGGCUUUCGGGUUCGGUCAACGCGUCUGUCCUGGGCAACAUAUCGCACGUAAUUCACUUUUCAUUGCUAUUUCGCGGCUCAUCUGGGCAUUUGAAUUCAGGCAUGCAUACUGCGACGGUGAGAAGCUAGAGAUUAAUCCCCUGGAAAUGACUCAGGGCCUCAGUUCUCGUCCCUUGCCGUUCAAAGCGUCGAUCCAGGUUCGUGGGCCGGAGAUUCAGCAGGUCAUUGAGCAAGCAUGGACUGAGGCAGAGAAGGAUGUGAAUGUUCUGCUAGAGAAUAUGGAAUUAGGUCUGUCCAAUCGCCCAGUCGCAAAAUAUUUAUGA
Penicillium coprophilum is the source of this 1524-nucleotide messenger RNA. Its product is annotated as cytochrome P450. Bases 1 to 1524 code for a protein of 507 amino acids. The record is from RefSeq and is a predicted model, not a curated record. Lineage: Eukaryota; Fungi; Ascomycota; Eurotiomycetes; Eurotiales; Aspergillaceae. The transcript has a single exon. Gene Ontology annotation, molecular function: heme binding; oxidoreductase activity, acting on paired donors, with incorporation or reduction of molecular oxygen; iron ion binding.